Messenger RNA from Cannabis sativa, 1331 nucleotides. Its product is annotated as GDSL esterase/lipase At2g30220. Lineage: Eukaryota; Viridiplantae; Streptophyta; Magnoliopsida; Rosales; Cannabaceae. The record is from RefSeq and is a predicted model, not a curated record. Gene Ontology annotation, molecular function: hydrolase activity, acting on ester bonds. The transcript is spliced from 3 exons. The coding region runs from base 152 to 1288 and encodes 378 amino acids.
AAAGGAAUUCGAAAUAUAUAAUAACUUAAACACCUAUGUCACGUUUUGAAUUGGUUCUCUUCCAAGUCACAUAUGCACAAAAAUACAAUAUAUAUAACUACCCCAAUAAAACACACAUUAAGUAUAAUAGAAGUGAAAGUAAUAUUAAACAAUGGCACCUGCCACUUUCUUCUUCAUAAUAUUAUUGGUGAACUUUUUGGCUACUAUUACCAACUCAUGCAGUGGCUCUAGGCCUAAAUCUUCACCAGAAUUCCCAGCCAUUCUAAUCUUUGGUGAUUCAACUGUUGAUACAGGCAACAAUAACUACAUCCAAACUUUGUUCAAGGGCAAUCAUUACCCUUAUGGGAAAGAUUUCGAGGGUCAUGUUCCAACAGGAAGGUUCUCAAAUGGAAAACUAGUUCCUGACCUCAUUGCCUCAAUGUUAAAGAUUAAAGACACUGUCCCUCCUUUUUUUCAUCCAAAACUAUCUGACAAAGACAUCUUAACCGGCGUCAGUUUCGCUUCUGCUGGAUCGGGAUUCGACGAAUUGACCACUGCUGCAUCUGGGGUUAUCUCGUUUUCAAAUCAAAUUCACUACUUCAAGGAGUACUUGGCAAGACUUGAGAGGAUUGUCGGAGAAAAGCAAGCCAAAAAGAUAGUUGGUAGAGCUCUUGUUAUAGUUGCUGCAGGCACUAAUGACUUCGUUUUUAAUUUCUUUGAUAUCCCCACAAGAAAAUUAGAGUUUAACAUUAGUGGCUAUCAAGAUUUUGUUCUCAAGAGAUUGAUAAGUUAUAUCGAGGAGCUCUAUGACAAUGGAUGCCGUAGAAUAGCUGUAUCUGGGCUACCACCAAUUGGGUGCCUUCCAAUUCAAAGGAGUACACAGCUUUGGAAAGAUCGAAGCUGUGUAGAGGAUCAGAAUAUGGGGGCAAAAACGUACAACCAUAAGCUUGAAAGGGUACUAGCCAAAACACAAGCAAAGCUUCCCGGGACCAAAGUUGUGUAUGUUGAUAUAUACCAGCCAUUGUUUGAUAUGAUCAAUCAUCCAGAUAAGUAUGGUUAUGAGGAAACAAAAAGAGGGUGCUGUGGAACUGGACUCAUAGAAGCAGGACCAAUCUGUAAUGUGUUAACACCAACUUGUCAUGAGGCUUCAAAGUAUAUGUUCUGGGACAGCAUACACCCAAGUGAAGCUACUUACAAGUACCUUGCUCAAUACCUAAAAGAAGAAGUUCUUCCCAAGCUUACUACCAAUCAUUCCCAAAACAUUGCCCAUGUCCAUGAUUACUUUGUUGAAAUAGGGAAAAAAAAUUAAUAGAAACUAAUAAAAAUAGCUUGAUAAGAAAGUUGUAUCAGAU